Messenger RNA from Coniophora puteana RWD-64-598 SS2, 2651 nucleotides. RefSeq names its product WD40 repeat-like protein. The record is from RefSeq and is a predicted model, not a curated record. The transcript is spliced from 6 exons. NCBI's taxonomy places the organism in Eukaryota, Fungi, Basidiomycota, Agaricomycetes, Boletales, Coniophoraceae. Bases 1 to 2421 code for a protein of 806 amino acids. Gene Ontology annotation, molecular function: protein binding.
AUGGCUAGCAAGCCCAAAACCCCUUCGGAGGCCCAACCAUUCAGCGGAUACAAAGGCAACGUCAGCUGCAUCGAGUACUCCCCUGACGGCCAAAUCAUCGCAACAGGCUGCUCAGAUGGCAUUAUACAACUAUGGAAUGCUCGCACAGGAUCCUUAUCUUGGGAGUUCAAGCCUUCUGAACCCGUAUACUCCCUUGCGUUCGCUCAUUCAGGACGACGGCUUGCCGCCAUCUGCGCAAUGCCGCGUGCUGGAGUUGCCCAUGUUUUCAUGUGGAGCUUAGGCGAUGAAGCUGAAGGCAAUUCGAGCUGCAGGGAUCUGAAGACUUCGUACGACACCGACGGAAGAGCUGCAUCAGGGGCGCAUAUAGUUACGUUCUCGUCGGACGACAAGCACGUCGCCGUCCUCAUGCCUACUCUCGUGGCCUUGCAGGACGCACUGACUGGGAGCAUGACCCACGAGCUGUUCCGAGCGAACAAGAGUUGUCGCCUCGAGUCUCUGUUGGCCUUUACUGCUGCAAAUCGCAAGGUUCUCUUUGCGCACCGCGAACGCUCCCGUUCUGGUCUUUUGCACGUCCGGAGCUUCGACCUAGUUUCAAAAGAACAGGAGAAUCUGGAGCUCUCCUUACCUCCUUCUUCGCUUCUUCGACCUCCGCUUGCCAGCUCUUAUGAUGGAACCGUGGUUGCGGGAGCCUUGUCUCACGACGGUAUCCUGGUUUGGGACACCGAAACAGGCAGCCUACUGCAUGGGCCUCUCCGUGGACAAACUGACACAACAACUUGCAUUUGCUUUUUGCUAAACGGGAAGUGGAUUGUCGGCAGGUCUUCCGACAAAUACAUAUGUGUAUGGGAUUCCUCAACGGACGAACCAGCUUUCGGUCCCUUGAAGCACCGCUCGCAGCGCUCAGUAACGGCAGUGGCUUGCUCACCCGUCGGGGAUCACGUCGUGUGCGUCGAUGAUGACAAUAGCAUACACGUAUGGGACAUCCCCGAGGAAAAGUCGAUUUUGUCAUCCGUGCCAGAUAAUGGAGACCAUAGGUCUCCGCUCCUGCACUCCACUUACGCCAGAGUCAAGUCCAUUCUCUGGUUCCCCGACGGCAGCCAUUUCAUUAGCAGCAGCGAAGAUGAUUACAUCGUCACUUGGGAUGCAUAUACGGGCAAACAAGUCCGCGAGUUCUUGUUCCCAGGAGGCUCUCAUAUAGCCUUGUCCACAGACGGCGCCUUCUUGGCGGUUGGUUCCCUCCGCAAGCCCGGAAAGGUCGUCCUUCUGGACGUCAAGACCGGCGAAGAACAAGCUUCUCUGCUAGAAAUUCAAAGCAAAACGCGCAGGAUAGAAUUCUCCCCGGAUAACUCGACACUAGCGAUCCUUAUGGAGGAAAGUAACUCACUCGAACUGAUUUGUAAUGUUUUUGACCAGCACCAUCGCAAGGUCGAGAAAAUCCAAAGCGCGGAGCCAGUCAUAGACGUCGCUUUCUCUCCAGAUGGGGAGCGCUUCGCCUACGCGACUCUGGGCAACGGCGGCAUCUUCGUCUGCGCUCUCGGCACGAGAGUCGUUACCAUGCACUUCCCAACACACCUCUCUUCUCCCGCCCAAUCCCUGGUAUUCUCCCCAGAUGGCCGUCUGCUUCUCGGUUGUUUGGAUUUAAAUACAGUUACCCUUUGGGACCUUGCGACGACCCAGCCUAUUCUCCACGUCCCGCGGAAACCUACGCGGAACACUAUGGCCGCGUUCUCACCUGAUGGCAUCGCGAUCCUACUCGACUGGAGAGACAACGAGCACCGCUCGGGUGUUGAGAUGUUUUCAGUAGCCAGCGGCGAGCGCCUGUGGCGCAUGGCUCAGGCGUCGGACGUCAGCGCGUUUGCGUUCUCGCCUGGAGGAGACAAGAUCGUUGUUGGAUUUAAGCCUGGUUCGCUGAGCGUCUACGAUGCUCAAACAGGCCGGGCGAUCCUUCCAAAAAAACGCGUCAGAGCAGCAGAAGCCACGAAGAAUGUGGGUAAAGAAGGUCGCGAAAACAGAGUGAAAUCGCGACGGUCACGUCCUGAUCAGCAAAGGAGAGCCGCUGGCCUGGAUGACUUGGAUGAAGACUCAAUCCUGAAUCUUCCUGCAGCGUCAAACCUUGCUGGCUCAGGACGCUCUCCAUCAAAUGGGAGGCAAAACCUAUCGGAUGGCAACCCACGGGGAUUUAAUAAAGCGUUUCACUUCCCGCCUUUCGCAAACCAUAUCACCCUUCCAUUCUGGCCAGCAUACUCGCCGCUGGCCGCAGGCUAUCAGACUCAUCGGCGUUGCUCGGUCCCCGCGUGGCCGCCGCAGGUACGCGAGGAAAUAAACCUGAACGAGAAGACGAAAGCUCGUCAGCCUCAUCUAGCCCGUCACCUGCGGAAUCCACUCGCACAUCCUCCCCGCGCAAUGUUGCUGGUGCUGUAGACUUUAGCAUCCCGGAUGCUCAUGGGGAACAGAGUAGCACGUCCAGCGACAGCGGCUGUUUCGACGCGAUAUUCUAUUGUUUGUGCUUGCCGCGUUGCCGGUGAGGCAGACUCAGUGGAUAUGUGCUAUCGUACACGUAUGUAUGCAUGUUAUGCAUAAUCCGUGUUUGCAUGUGCGCCGAGGGAAACUCCUUGCCUACUGGUGGAAUUAAAGUCCGCCUGCUCAUCCGC